AUGAGAACUGGUACUGUGUCUGUUAUAAUCUGUGAAGUGUAUAAAAACUCAAGACAGAUUAGAUUAUAUCUUCCGAAAGAUGCAAGAGUAUUUGAAAGAUAUGGAUCAAGAGCAAGAUAUCACCUUGAGUUUUACCAUCUCGCCAGUAUUUAUAAUAAAUCAAUUUAUGAAGCCCUCAGCAAAAUCAUACAAAAGCUCAUUCGAGAAGUACCAACGCUUGAAAAUCUUUUAAGUAUGCUAAGGACGCCGUACUUGUUUAAUACAUUGACUAAAAUCUAUGUUGCAACGGAUAGCACGCCUGUGGAAAUGAAUUCCUGUGAAUUAUGUUCCGACGUGAUUGGUGUCGUAUUUUCUAUCGAGUUUAUUUAUGGACUUCAAAGUGGAUGCAGUCCUUAUGGGAAAGAAAAGUAUGACGAAUCGACACUACACGACUUGGAUAUCGGCUGUUAUAAUGGAACGGGUCGUGAGAGGGGAUAUACGCGUCAUUCUUUCAGUUCAGAGAUAGAAGUAUCUAGCAUUAUUAAAUUAAAUAAUGGGGAUGUUUUGUACAUGAAGGAAAUUAACAGUGAAAAUUUUAAGAAACUCGGUUUAAUUGAUUAUAAUUUUCAAUGUUUCACGUCUGCUGUUACCGAAUUGUUUAAAUUCUUCCAAAAUAAUCAUUAA
This is a messenger RNA of Mucor mucedo, 663 nucleotides long. RefSeq lists its product as uncharacterized. Lineage: Eukaryota; Fungi; Mucoromycota; Mucoromycetes; Mucorales; Mucoraceae. The record is from RefSeq and is a predicted model, not a curated record. The coding region runs from base 1 to 663 and encodes 220 amino acids. Gene Ontology annotation, biological process: cellular response to amino acid stimulus; cellular response to starvation; regulation of autophagy. Gene Ontology annotation, cellular component: nucleus; Gtr1-Gtr2 GTPase complex; lysosome. Gene Ontology annotation, molecular function: GTPase activity; GTP binding. The transcript has 5 exons.